AUGGGUGGCAAGUGUUUCUUUCCAUUCCACUAUAGAGAUGGAAUCUUCUAUGACUGCGUCAAGUUCAAUGCAAAACACAAGUGGUGCUCCUUGAAUGAAACUUAUGAAGGAUAUUGGAAGUAUUGUUCUGAAGAAGACUUUGCAAAAUGUGUGUUUCCCUUCUGGUACAGACACCUGAUAUACUGGGAAUGUACCGAUGAUGGAGAUUCAUUUGGGAAAACAUGGUGUUCACUGACCCAGAAUUAUAACAAGGACAAGAUUUGGAAAUAUUGCGAUUGA
Balaenoptera musculus (blue whale) is the source of this 279-nucleotide messenger RNA. RefSeq names its product binder of sperm protein homolog 1 (gene BSPH1). Gene Ontology annotation, molecular function: heparin binding. Lineage: Eukaryota; Metazoa; Chordata; Mammalia; Artiodactyla; Balaenopteridae. Gene Ontology annotation, cellular component: cell surface. The record is from RefSeq and is a predicted model, not a curated record. Bases 1 to 279 code for a protein of 92 amino acids. The transcript has 3 exons.